Drosophila busckii is the source of this 989-nucleotide messenger RNA. RefSeq lists its product as uncharacterized. The record is from RefSeq and is a predicted model, not a curated record. Bases 111 to 953 code for a protein of 280 amino acids. The transcript has 2 exons. NCBI's taxonomy places the organism in Eukaryota, Metazoa, Arthropoda, Insecta, Diptera, Drosophilidae.
AACUAUGUAAUUUUCACAUAGCACACACAUUUCCUGGAAAAUCACAGCUAAAUUUUCAUUUUUCAAAUGCAAUAGACCUAAUCCAAUUGGCUUACUCUCAGUUGCUCAAUAUGACGAGUGCAGGAAAUAGUUGCCGCACAUGGAACCAAAAAAUCUCUGCUGGCCUAUCCAGAAAAUGUGACAACUGCUUUGAACCGUUGAAAGGACCAUGCGCCGAACCCAUAACAAAGGUGGUACCAGAAAACCCCACCGAAAUUGAUCCUGACGAUCCCGAAUGCCUGCCUUUACCGCUAUUGGAGCCGCCAGCGGAAGGUGUGCCGCCGCCUCCGGGAACUUUGCCGCCACCGGAAAGUUUGCCCGAAGAGCCAAGGAAAUCUUCCAUUGUCAAAGCAAUUUUGGAACCAGAAUUUGAGGGUCCAGUACGGCGCUUUGUAGACACAGCACCAUUCUGUGCCACGUGCUCAACUGAUCCUAAGCCUGAUACUGAGCCAACCUGCACUCUAGCCGAUGCACAAAACCGCGAAAUUAAAAAUAAUUUUUGUUCAGCAAAAUGCAGGCCCCUAAGCACAAUGUUACACUUGGAGGAGUGGACUAAGCGACCAAGACCCAAGCCUACGUAUAAAAAUAGUGUUAUACUGGAUGAGAACACAAUAGGAGGUCGCGCAUUUCCCGUAAAAUUUCGUAUACGCCGACAGACGAAUCAUUGCAACAAAUGCGGACGGGACCUGCUGCUGCGUGAAAAUGUUACGGACAACACCAAUGUGAUACUCAUCUCCAACUGUUGCGACAUUGAAGUCUAUCCAUAUCAUAAAAUCGAAAACUGGCAUCGUGUGCCAGUGACCACAAUAACCGCACAGCAAAAUUUCAAGCGUAGAGUACUCAAUGAGACUUGCCAAUUGGAGCACAAGGCUAAAAAGGCUUCUAUGAUAAGUAAUAAUCUUAUGAUAAGAUAGUUGAUAAAAAAUAAAUCAAAUAGUUGCAAUAGUACA